Fraxinus pennsylvanica is the source of this 372-nucleotide messenger RNA. The record is from the annotation of a GenBank genome assembly. Lineage: Eukaryota; Viridiplantae; Streptophyta; Magnoliopsida; Lamiales; Oleaceae.
AUGCGACCCCUAAUAUCCUUCGCUACGAACUAUAAAUCCUCUUCUGAGAAAAAAGUUGCAUCUUAUCCUAAAACUGCAGUUCAAGUUGCAUGUGAAAAUCAUAGAGCUGCAGGUAGUAUGAGCCUUGGAAAAGGCUAUGUAGGUGUUUCUAUCGUUGAUGUUGCAACCUGUACAUUGAUUAGCAAUUGUAAAUCCAAAGCCAUCACAAAAAUCCAUUCGAUCGUAGUCAACAGUUCAGUCGAAGGCUUUGCCAAGCUUCGACAUCCGGUCCUUACCAUCGAGGAUGCUUAUCCUCUUGCGAGUGACAUGGAAGCCACCAUAGCCUCUGCAAAGAUUGACAAGACCACCGUUGGACUCUACCACCUCCGAUGA